GUAUUUCGCUGCUACAAACGGCGCACCAAUGCACCAUACAUUUUUACGUAAUUUGUCAUGGCAGAAGUAAGUUCAUUGAGUGAGUCGGAAAAUUAUGUGGAAAGUGAUUUCGAAACCUCAUCAACAGAAGAGAAAAAGAAGAAAAAUGUUUAUCCCAAGAGGAAAAGAAAGUAUCAUCAUUUAUCCGAGCAUUUUUCCAAGUCGAAGAACAAUGUAAAAGUAAAGUCUAGUUCCACUGCUGGAAAAACUUUUACUUAUCUUGGAAAAACUAGGAAGAAAAAAAAUUCAACUCUUAGUGGUGAUUCCCUUCAACAUUCUUCGCAAUCCGUACAACAGCCACAAACUGUUUCAUCAUUCACUACCCAUCAUUCAGCACAUGACAUAGCGACUGAUGAAUUCCCAUCAGCUAUCAGCCUUGAAGAUCUUGAUAAGCUAAGAAGAGAAGUGAAAAACGACUUAGAAAGCAUGCAGGUAAGACAACAUCGAACAUGGCAAGAACGACAAACAUUUGGUGCAUGGGGACAGCAUGCUAGAAGAAGAAUUUUUACAGAAUAUGUAUCAAGACAGCCACUAUUUCAUUCAAAAUGUGACCAGUGUCAUGGUGAUUUGAACUUCUACGCUGUGAGAUGUAUGACCUGCAAAAGACACCUUUGCCAUCAAUGUGAUGCAAACACACACUCCAGCAUGCCAUUUCAUCGAAGACUGUUGUGUUCUUGCGAAACCCUGGAAACAUUACAGCCCCAUCAUUUUAUCGAUGAAGAAGGAAACAUUAUAACAAAAGAUGUUUGUUUACCAUGCUUUGUGCCUCUUAAAUGCUGUGAUGUAAACUGCCUUGGAUCGAUGUCGCUUACACCUAAUCUCACAGAAUCAAUCGUGGUUGUCACUGAGCAAGGUCGGUUUCUGUUAAAGGGAACUAAUUUUGUUUGUGAUAGUUGCCAUACUGUUAGGAAAGCCACUAUCGACGACUAUAUAUUUUCUGGUUUUUUCCCUGCAAGUUUAUCAGAGAAAGUUACAUAUCUUUUUUCAGAAGAGGCACUUCUAUUAGGGUAUCACAUUUCCCACAAGUGUCCAGGUUCUUCAAAGAACAUGUACGCUCGCACUCUUGAAGACGUAUCUAAAGAAUAUGGACGGAAUGGACCGAUUAACGUACCGUUAUUUACUACUGCGGAAAGAGAGUGGGAAACCUGUCGCCACUAUAUUGACCAAGAAGUGCUGAAAAGAGACAAAACUCAUUGCCCAAGUUGUGGGAAAGAACCUUUAGUCAGAUCUUCUGACGCUAUCGUAAAAUUGAGGCGCUUAAGCUCGGCUGGAAAAGUGCACAAUCCAGAAAACGAAAGAACAAUGGAACAGCCACAGGCGAGGUUUGGAAACUUAGUUAUCAAAUCCGAUACAGAAGUUGAAAAUUUCCGUCAAAGGAUUUACAACAAAGUUUCUACUGUACGCAAUUACAUUUCAUUUGAAACUACUAGAUUUGACAUGCUGGACUACGAUAUGAUUAAUCAUAAUUUUAUAGGAUUUUUAAUUCCCAUAUCUUAUUUUGUAGACAAAAAAGAAACAGAUGUGUGGGGGUCGGCUUUUAAGGCCGCAAGAGAAGACUCCAAUGAACAAAAGAAGUAUGACGAGACUGGGCUCGUCGUUAGCUCCUGCAAGCACUGCGUUGUACCAUACGCAAUCAACAUGUUUAAAGGUGAAUCGUGGACCCAUACUGCAUUUAUGCACAACGAAGCCAUGAAAAGUAACGCCAAAUUCUUCUGCUACGACGUGGUAUGCCAAUACUGGAAAUGGAUGAAAACAAAAGUGGCUCGUCAUUUUCCUGAAUACCGUAAUCUAACAAGUGAAAUGACAGGAAUCUUGCCUAUCAUGCAUAAGAAUGCACAUCAAUUGCCAUGCAAGAUUUUAUGGAAUCCCCGCUGGACAACUGGAAUGGGCUUAACUGGAGGAGAAGAGCACGAGCAAGUUUUCUCCAAAUUGUAUCUAUAUGCUUAUGUGCAGGGUUGGACCACCGCGGUUAAAAUCUACCGCGGUACUACCGCGCGGUAG
Messenger RNA from Daphnia magna, 2040 nucleotides. RefSeq lists its product as uncharacterized. NCBI's taxonomy places the organism in Eukaryota, Metazoa, Arthropoda, Branchiopoda, Diplostraca, Daphniidae. Bases 58 to 2040 code for a protein of 660 amino acids. The transcript has 7 exons. The record is from RefSeq and is a predicted model, not a curated record.